CAUACAGAAAGAUAGUCCUGCUGCCAGUGAUCAUCAAUGAUCAUGCUGCAAUCAAGGAACGACCCCCUCUUGAAUUCAACUCAUUCGUUUGGCAGCAGCAGCGGGAGCUCUGGUGGGUCUGUGAGGGAUGAUGAGAGGGCAUCGUGUCUCUUCAAGAGGCCAGGUGGCAUGGUGUCCACAGAGAUGACUCCAGAACUGAAGUUAGAACAGUGCGCCAUCAGAGCGCAAGAGCUCACCGACAGCCAGCAGUUUGAUGCCUGCAUCCAGGAGACGGUGCGGCUCGUGGCCCUCACUCGCCUAGUAUACGGAGACGGCCAUCUGAAACAAGCAGAGGCCUACGCCAGACUGGCCAAGGCAUACCUCAAGUUCAAAGGUUGGGCACCCCAGGCCCAUGAGCAUGCCUCCAGGGCACUCUCCCUGCUGCCCCCCUGUCCCCCGCCCUCCACCCCACAAGAGGAACAGGUUGCCAGGCUGAGCUGUCUGCUGAGUGCCUGCCAAACCCAGGGGGGAGCUGCCCUGCUCCUGGGGAAGCCUAAGGAGGCGGAGUCCUGUUUUGACAGGGCUGAGGAAGUCUUGGAGGAGCUACGGGACCUGGAAGGAAUCAGUCCACAGGAGCGCGCCAAAACCCAAUAUGAAAUCUCCACAAACCUGUGCAGGGUAUACCAGCGUGAGGGCCGGCUAGAGGAUGCCCUGGGUGUGUGUGAGGGGAUGCUGGAGCAGCAGCAUGAGGAUGGAGACGAUGAGGAGGAGGCCAGCAGGAGCUGCUCCAUCUACACAGACAUGGCCGCUAUAGAGAAGAGCAGGGGCAGACUGGACAAGGCCAUCGGACACCUACUACAGGCUCAUGCCAUAGCCGUGAGGCAGAGCCCAGGGGGGGUGCAGGGAGCUCACGUAGCCCACAGUCUGGCCCUGGCGUACUCUACUGCAGCAGAACCACACCACCAAGAUUCUGCGGCGCACUACUUUGAGGAGAGCCUGAGUGCGUACCGCAGUACGGUGGGGCCAGCGGACGCCAUGACACUCUCAGUGCUGAAUGACUACAGCCACUUCCUGCUGCAGACUGAACAACAGGAAAGGAGUGUGUCACUGCAACGCGAGGCCGUUUCCCUAAAAAGACGUGUCUUCGGGGACCUAAGUGCUGAGGUGGCCCAGGCCCUGAUGUUGAUUGGAGGAGUCGAGAUGACACAAGGACACAUAAGACACGCCCACAAGACCCUCAGCCAGUGCCUAGAAAUUCAGACUGCACUGUACGGGCCCCGGCACAAGAAGACCCGAGCCACUCAAAGAACAGUGGACAUGCUCUCCCAGGCCCCAGAUGUGUCAUCUGCUGCCACUAGGAGAGAGGGCAACCUGCAGACAAGGCCUCCAUUUUGCGCAGUGGUGCCAUCGCCAGCAGUGAAAGGGAUAAAUCCCAGCAUGUCGGACCCUUAGUGCCUUUGUAUGUUGGAAUGGAUGAAUGGCACCAGGGCCGCUGACAACGUUGACCAGGCCUCGGACAAAGUAAUUUGAAAGACCCCCCCACACACACACACACACACACAAUAUAAUGUAAUGUAAUGAAAUGUUGACCUAAUUCUGGGGCUCCCUUUCCCUUGGCCUGGGACAACUGACCCCUUUGUCCCCCUGUUGGCUUCCUUGCAUGGCAUCCUGAUCUGUGUAGGGGGGACAUCCAUCCCACCCCUCUAGUGCCAGAGGAACAGACAUUAUGACCGCUGGGCAGGGCUGUACAUUAGGGACACUGGGCUGGAGCACACAUUAAGGCCUGGACUGGAGCCAACACAGCACUUCCAACAGGGCACUCCAUUCCACCGGCUUCUUUGUCCAGUGAUUUCAGGGACGUUCGCGGAGACAGCUGAGUUGGUCAGGCAACCGCGACAGCCCUGCACUGAAUUUGACCCUGCAUUCAACCAUGUCUGAGCAAAACUUUCCUGUACUGACUUCGUCCCAUCUUCCAGACACUGUGUUCUUACAGAUAUUUACAGCUCCUUAUGUGUUUUUGUAAGUUUCUUUGGACAAUGGCUUCUGCAUUACAUUACAUUGCAUUUGGCAGACGCUUUAUAACCAAAGCGACUUUCAAAAGAGGACAUAAUCAUAGCCAACAGGCCCUUGUGUGUUUUUGUGAGUAUCUUUGGUUGUGAUAGGCCACCGCUCAUCUGUUUAGAAGGUGCAGGAUUCAGUAGAAAUUUCUGUAUAAAAAGAAGACAAUCCGCACACUUCAGGUCUAUUUUUGUGCAAAGAAGCUUUACUUCUUACUAGUAUCUUUGGACAAUAGCUUCUGCUGAAUGAAAUGUAAAUGAAUGACGGAGGUGGGCAUACUGACAGCUAAUAUGAGAUCAUGCUUCUGAAGUCAUUACUGCUGUUUUUGUUUUGUUUUUUAAACACAUACUUG
Engraulis encrasicolus (European anchovy) is the source of this 2389-nucleotide messenger RNA. RefSeq names its product tetratricopeptide repeat domain 23 (gene ttc23). Gene Ontology annotation, molecular function: protein binding. The transcript has 11 exons. The record is from RefSeq and is a predicted model, not a curated record. Bases 37 to 1431 code for a protein of 464 amino acids. Lineage: Eukaryota; Metazoa; Chordata; Actinopteri; Clupeiformes; Engraulidae.